Cyprinodon tularosa is the source of this 1116-nucleotide messenger RNA. RefSeq names its product multimerin-2-like. The record is from RefSeq and is a predicted model, not a curated record. Bases 43 to 828 code for a protein of 261 amino acids. The transcript is spliced from 3 exons. Gene Ontology annotation, molecular function: protein binding. NCBI's taxonomy places the organism in Eukaryota, Metazoa, Chordata, Actinopteri, Cyprinodontiformes, Cyprinodontidae.
GGAGGUGCAGACAUAUCUGAAAAGCAUAAACCAAGCUGAAGAAUGAGGUCUGCAUCUUUGUUGAUUCUCAUGGGUCUGGUUGUUUUGCUGGCAACCUGCCAGGCUGAAGGCGAGAACAACCAGACUGUCACUGAGCCCACAGUUGAAGAGCCAGAAAAAAAUUUGAUAGAGACAGAGGACAAAGAAACAUUCAGUCAGGAGCUUCAAAUAUUAACAGCUGAGGAAUCCAACACAAAAGCUGAAGAGACAGCAUGUGAACCAAACAUCUACACAGUGCUGAAAGAGCUUGGGGCUCUUGAAGAGAGGCAGAAAGCCACGGUGAGAGCCCUCGAGGAAACCAACAGAAAGCUGGAAGCCAGCGAGAAGAAUGUUGUUAUUCUUAACAACACACUGAAAGAGAUGAAAACUAUUUAUGAAGAACAACAUCAUGUGGCAUUUUUUGUAGCACAGCCAGUAAGCGGAACCAUUGGUCAAGUGAAUGUUCUUUAUCCGCUGGUAUACAAACAAGUUCUGUCCAACAUUGGAGGUCAUUACAGUCCAGUGACGGGCUACUUUACAGCGCCUGUGAGAGGAAUCUACUACUUCUCGUUUUCUUCAUUCUGCUGGGAAGGUGAUGGAACCACUGGUGGAAGUCUUUAUCAAAAUGGUAACGCCCUUGUGUCAUGGUAUGGUUACAGCAAAAGUUCACCCAUCACUGGUUCCAACAGCGCCGUCUUGCUGGUGGAGGCUGGAGACAUGGUGAAUGUCCGCCUCUGGGAUUCAAGGAAAAUCAGCGAUAAUGGAUAUCUUUAUUCCACAUUCAGCGGAUUCUUAAUCUCCCCACUAUAGAAAAUGAUGAAAGAAAAUUCUAAACAGAAACUGAUCUUUGAAUAGAAGUUCAUGAAUAUUUUAUUUUCUACAAUCACUUUAAGGCAACUACCAUGUGCGAGUUAUGCAGUUUUAUACACUGAGAAAACAUUUUUAUGGAGUAUGAUGUUUUUAAUUUCUAAUGAAAAUGAAUACCCAUCACUUGUAUGAAAGAUCUGAUCCUGAAUAUUGUAAUAGUAUCUUGUACAGCUGCUAUAAAUAAACUGUAUAUUAAAGUAUUGAAAAUAAUAAAGCUAGUCAACCUUUCAA